Molecule: messenger RNA, 2848 nt
Organism: Nomascus leucogenys (northern white-cheeked gibbon)
Lineage: Eukaryota; Metazoa; Chordata; Mammalia; Primates; Hylobatidae
Gene: CLIC4
Product: CLIC family member 4
Source: RefSeq, a predicted model, not a curated record
UUAUUUUCCCCGGAGAGUCCCGAGGCGCCGCGCCUUGGCCCCGCCUACAGCUCGAGGCCCCGCCCCCGGCGCCCCUCCCAGCCCUUUGAAGCGGCUCGGGCUGCGGCUGCCUCAGAGUGGCGCGGGGGGCGUGGGGCGGUGCUGAGGAGCUGAAGCCGUGGCCAGCUCGACGCCGGACAGUCCAGCGAGCAGCACGGCGGGAACCGGCAGCCGGAGCAGUCCCGGAGCAGAAGCAGUAGCAGCAGCCGUCGCCGUUCGCGGAGCGCAGCCGAGCCGGCCAUGGCGUUGUCGAUGCCGCUGAAUGGGCUGAAGGAGGAGGACAAAGAGCCCCUCAUCGAGCUCUUCGUCAAGGCUGGCAGUGAUGGUGAAAGCAUAGGAAACUGCCCCUUUUCCCAGAGGCUCUUCAUGAUUCUUUGGCUCAAAGGAGUUGUAUUUAGUGUGACAACUGUUGACCUGAAAAGGAAGCCUGCAGACCUGCAGAACUUGGCUCCCGGGACCCACCCACCAUUUAUAACUUUCAACAGUGAAGUCAAAACGGAUGUAAAUAAGAUUGAGGAAUUUCUUGAAGAAGUCUUAUGCCCUCCCAAGUACUUAAAGCUUUCACCAAAACACCCAGAAUCAAAUACUGCUGGAAUGGACAUCUUUGCCAAAUUCUCUGCAUAUAUCAAGAAUUCAAGGCCAGAGGCUAAUGAAGCACUGGAGAGGGGUCUCAUGAAAACUCUGCAGAAACUGGAUGAAUAUCUGAAUUCUCCUCUCCCUGAUGAAAUUGAUGAGAAUAGUAUGGAGGACAUAAAGUUUUCUACACGUAAAUUUCUGGAUGGCAAUGAAAUGACAUUAGCUGAUUGCAACCUGCUGCCCAAACUGCAUAUUGUCAAGGUGGUGGCCAAAAAAUAUCGCAACUUUGAUAUUCCAAAAGAAAUGACUGGCAUCUGGAGAUACCUAACUAAUGCAUACAGUAGGGACGAGUUCACCAAUACCUGUCCCAGUGAUAAGGAGGUUGAAAUAGCAUAUAGUGACGUAGCCAAAAGACUCACCAAGUAAAAUCGCGUUUAUAAAAGAGAUGUCUUCAUGUCUUCCCCUAAGAAUAUGCUUUUCCUAACAGGCUACUCCUUCCUAUAGAGCAGAAAUUGUAUUUUGCACGAACAUGCAGUUAUUGAAGAUUAGGAUCAAGGAUAGACAAGGUAUAGUAGUUAUCUUAAAAUACACUCCUAAGCAGUAUUAUUUUAAAAUCCUUUUACCCUGGCUACCUCCCCUACCUGGGUUCCCCUCUCUUUAAUUUGGAGACACUCCACCACAAACUUUUCACUUUAGAGGUAGCUUGCCAUCUCUCAGGAGCCCUCACCAUUGUGUCCAUUCACUGUGUAUAGAUGGCAGAACUUUUGAGGUGCAAUGUUUAAUUGUUAAAAAUAGUAGCCAUGACUUUAUCAGGCAGCCCCAAACUGGUGCAUAAUGCAGGUACAAGGAAUAUUUAUGUAUUUUUUGGAAUUUUUAGUAAUAUUUAGUAAGAGUAUAUGAAAGGAUUGCUACUGUAUCAGAAAUAUUGUUUCAAUUUAGUCUAUCCUGGAUAUGUACUAACGAAUAUUACCACCAGAGAAGAGAGCUUUCUACAAACGUCACUACAGAUUUUGCUAUAUUGCUUUGUAGAUAGAUUUUUACUUUUGCCUAAAAGCAUUUAUCCUUCAUACCAGUUGUAACAUCUGACACCAUGUAGAAGCUAAAAGUUUAGAGGGAGUGAGGGUUUUCUCAAGACCUUCCUCAAGCAUUUUAUCUUUAUAAGAGAAACUGAUGGGCACCUGAUACUCUGUCUAAAUACGUUUGUUAUAUGUGUUUUGCCCUGUGCCAUUCAUUUAGAACUUUAUUGCUUUCUUUAUUUUAAAAAGCUUGUUUUUAGGUAAUCAUAGAGCUUGCUAUCUGUACAUCUUUUGAGCAACACUACAUAACUGAUUUUUAGUCGACUUAGCUAUAGCAGUACAAUGAUUAGUAAUGUAAAAAUUAACACAGAAAUUAACCUAAGGAAUGAAGGGUGGGUUUGUCAAAAUACCAAGUAAAUUUUUGUUUCUAAAGUACAUUUAAUGUAGAUGACCUAAAGAAUGCAUUAUCCAGCCUAUAUAAAAAAAAAAAGGUAAAACACGGGUCACUAAUUUUCUCAUUUCACCCCAUUUACCUUAUAUAGAGGAUUGUUUAUUCUUUUGGGACUAAGUUAUAGUUAUGGUGAGUGUGUAUUUACUGUAGUUUUGCCUAAUCUCACUCAUUGCACUUCCUGGAGUUAUAUUUUCCAACAGCCAUGUUGAGGAAUAGCACUCUGCAUGUUUUUGUUUUGUUUUUCGGGGUUUUUUUUAAUUGAAGCCCUAAACCAGGAAUUAUUUGUGCUCUAACAAGGGAGGAUGAACUUGCUGAAAAUAAAACUUUGCUAUGUAUUUACUCUUUUUUAAAAGACAAAAACAAAACCAGACUUUCUACGUACUACUCCAAAGACUGUGAUUGUGACUAUAACACAUUUUUGGUAAUUUUUUUAUACCUAAUUUGUAUAGGAAGUGCUAUUUCUCAUAGGCUGUUUCUUGAAAUUUUGUUUAUUGCUUUAAAAUGGCAGUGUUUCUCCCACUUUGAUAUGCUAACAUUUAGUAAGCACUGGCUUUAUGAAAGCAGCUUUUUAUAAGUGUACUGCAUUUUUUGAACCUAAUGUUAAUUAGCUUAGUAUGAAAGAUAAGAAAAUCUCCAUGUUGUAUCCAUUUGGUUCAGGGAGAUUCUUUGCCUUACCUUUCUUGGAACUCUUUAUUGCUUAUCAAAAGUUUGAGUACCCGCUUGGUUUUUUUUGGUAAUUAAAUAUUGUAUGAUUUAUCUGGUUCAA